ACGGCUAUGUUAAAGGGGUCGUUGGGUCAAUUCACUUCCCUCCCAAACCCGAAAACAUAAUAACAUUAGACGAUAGAGAGAAGAAGUACGUUGUUGCAGGGCAGGGAUAUUUGUUUUCUCACUCUCUCUCAUGUUCACUCAACAACAACGACGCACUCACUGACAUCAACACUAGUUUCAGGUGCUAUCUCAUCCACCAAAUGCAGCAAAUACACUCCAUGCCCGGAGGGAGGUUUUUCUCCGGCUCCGGAUCCGCCGACCGGAGGCUCCGACCCCACCAUCAGAACCAGCAGGCCUUAAAGUGCCCCCGCUGCGACUCUCUCAACACCAAGUUCUGCUACUACAACAACUACAACCUCUCCCAGCCCCGCCACUUCUGCAAGAACUGCCGCCGCUAUUGGACUAAAGGCGGCGUCCUCCGCAACGUCCCCGUCGGCGGCGGUUGCCGCAAAUCCAAACGCUCCUCCAAGCCCAACAAAAUAACACCCUCUGAAACCGCUUCACCGCCACCACCCCCGCACCCCGACCACAACAACAACUCCAACUCUCAUUCCAGCAGCGAGAGCUCCAGCCUCACCGCCGCCGUUGCCACCACCACCGAGGCCGUGUCGGCGCCGGAGACUUUAAACUCUGAUUCCAACAACAACAACAACAUGCAAGAGUCAAAGUUGUUGAUCCCUGCUCUGGAAACUAAUAAUCCUCUGGAGCAGGGAACAGGGGACUGCGGUGGUAUCUUCUCUGAAAUUGGUCCUUUCACCAGUUUGAUCACUACUACUACUUCCACUAAUGAACCUUUAGGGUCAGGGUUCGGGUUCGGUAACUCCACUCUCCCCGAUGCGUCGUCGUUUCAGUGGCACUACCAGAAGGUUAGCAGUAACAACGAAGAAUUGAAGUUGCCGGAGAACUCCUUUCUCGAUCACACCGUUGAUUUGUCGGGGAUGCAUAGUAAAACCAGCCACGGGGGAGGAUUCGGAUCGUUGGAUUGGCAGGGCGGUGCAGAUCAAGGUUUGUUUGAUCUUCCUAACACCGUUGAUCACGCUUACUGGAGUCACACUCACUGGUCUGACCACGACAAUUCUUCUUCUCUCUUUCAUCUUCCCUGAAAAUGUUUUCACGCCUCUUCUAAAUCUUAUCUCACCUUUUUUUUUUUUAUUUCUUAUAUAAAUUUAACUUUAAAAGAAGAAGAGUAAAGGAGAUUGGAAAUCAAAACCAAAGUUUUAAAAAAAUUUGAAAGAGAAGUGGAAGGACUUGGUAUAAUUAAUUACGCGGUGUAUAUUUUUUUUUGAAGUUAUAAAUUUGGGGGGUGAUUGAGCUUGAUAUUAAUUAGUGAUGUGCAUGCACAACUAACUUCCAUGUUAGUUUCUACAGUAUCUGAUUUCUUUCUCUCUUUUUUGUUUUCUGAGUUCAGGUUUUAAUAUAUAUGUAUGUGGAAUUUGAUUGAUUAACAGAGAAAUUAUAGCAGGGUGUUUUAAUUUUGUCA
Messenger RNA from Glycine soja, 1480 nucleotides. RefSeq names its product dof zinc finger protein DOF5.4-like. The record is from RefSeq and is a predicted model, not a curated record. Gene Ontology annotation, biological process: regulation of DNA-templated transcription. The coding region runs from base 201 to 1103 and encodes 300 amino acids. The transcript has a single exon. NCBI's taxonomy places the organism in Eukaryota, Viridiplantae, Streptophyta, Magnoliopsida, Fabales, Fabaceae. Gene Ontology annotation, molecular function: DNA binding; DNA-binding transcription factor activity.